CACCCUGGUUUUGUUUGGGUUUCUGACCAUUAUCCUCCUCGUGUAUUUUAACGCCGGGUCUAAAUCUCAUGGAAUCGCCAACUUUCCUCCGGGUCCCGCUCCUCUCCCAGUGAUUGGCAACCUGCACAUGUUGGAUCUGAAGAAGCUGCACAAAUCUUUGAUGGAGCUAUCUGAGAAAUACGGCACAGUAUUCAGCAUCAAGCUAGGACCCAGAAAUGUGGUGGUGCUGACCGGCUAUGAGGCAGUGAAGGAUGCACUUGUUAACCAUGCAGAGGAAUUUGGUGAAAGAGCAUGCAUCCCAAUAUUUGAGACGACCGUAAAGGGACAUGAUUUUGGAAUGGGCAAAAAAACCAUUGAAGACAAAAUAAUUGAGGAAACCGAUUUUCUGAUAAAAAUGAUUGAUUCUUAUAAAGGCCAACCCUUUAAUCCAACCAUCAAACUGAACUCUGCUGCGGCCAACAUAAUUUGCUCUAUAGUUUUUGGGGACAGAUUUGAUUAUGAGGAUGAAAUGUUUGUCAGUUUAGUAAAGAAAGUGAACGAAAACAUUCAACUCGCUGGUUCGACUAUGGUCCAGUUGUACAAUGCAUUUCCCUUCUUGGGAUUUCUUCCUGGAUCACACAAAAUUUUUUUCUCCAACACCAAGCAGAGUAUUGCUUUCUUCAAGAACUUCUUUAACAAAAAUCGUCAGAAACUGGAUGUGAAUGACCUCAGGAGUUUUAUUGAUGCAUUCAUGUUGAGACAACAGCAGGAAUUGGACAAUCCCAAUUCAUACUUCCAUGAAAACAACUUAACAUACACCGCAACCAACCUGUUUGCUGCAGGGAUGGAGACCACCUCGACCACAAUUCGUUGGGGAAUGCUCCUGAUGAUGAAAUAUCCAGAGAUUCAGAGAAAAGUUCAUGAGGAAAUUAUCAGAGUUAUUGGAUCAGAACGAUCUCCCAGAGCUGAAGAUCGAAAAAGUUUGCCAUACACUGAUGCAGUGAUCCAUGAAAUCCAGAGGUUUGGUGACAUUGUGCCACUGAGCAUCACACAUGAAACCACAGUGGACUUAAACUUCAAAGGAUACUUCAUUCCAAAGGGAACCCACGUGAUUCCAUUGCUGUCCUCUGUGCUGUACGAUAAAACCCAAUGGGAAAAACCAAAUGAGUUCAACCCGUCUCACUUUCUGGACGUUGAGGGCAAGUUUGUGAAGAGAGAUGCCUUCAUGCCUUUCUCUGCAGGUCGGAGGGCCUGUGUUGGUGAGACCCUGGCUAAGAUGGAACUGUUCCUGUUCUUUACUGCUCUGAUACAAAAAUUUAAGUUUCAAGUUCCGCCGAAUGUCAGUGAAUUGGGGCUCGAGUCUGGUGUGGGAUUUACUUCAUUCCCGAAGUACCCGUACGUGUGUGCUGUCCGUCGCUAA
Carcharodon carcharias (great white shark) is the source of this 1399-nucleotide messenger RNA. RefSeq names its product cytochrome P450 2K1-like. Lineage: Eukaryota; Metazoa; Chordata; Chondrichthyes; Lamniformes; Lamnidae. Gene Ontology annotation, molecular function: iron ion binding; heme binding; oxidoreductase activity, acting on paired donors, with incorporation or reduction of molecular oxygen, reduced flavin or flavoprotein as one donor, and incorporation of one atom of oxygen. Gene Ontology annotation, biological process: xenobiotic metabolic process. The record is from RefSeq and is a predicted model, not a curated record. The transcript has 9 exons. Gene Ontology annotation, cellular component: cytoplasm; intracellular membrane-bounded organelle. The coding region runs from base 128 to 1399 and encodes 423 amino acids.